UCAUAAAUUUGUCUGGAACACACGUUUAAAAUGUACAAAAUAUUAAUUUUAAUAUGUGUUAUACACGGUGUUGUACCUCACUGGUACUGCAGCAGACACGAUUGCCAUAGACAACAUCACCAAGGCUUCAUUCAACAUCAAAGAGUCAGAACAUUUGAACACUUAGCCAAACAAGUGAUAAACCUUGAUAAGAAAACUAAGGAACUGUGCGUUGAGAACUCCAAUAACAAAACGACCGAAGACUACAAUCAAAAUGAUUACAAAGUAACAGUUAAUCUACCUGGUUAUAAGGAAGAUGAAAUAACAGUGAAACAUAAGCAUCGUGUUUUGUAUAUCAAUGCUGAAAAAUAUGUUGAUGGUGUACCCGAAAUUUAUUUUGAAGUGAGAGUUAUUCCUGAAGUGGCUAGUUUAGUUAAUGCAUCGUGGUAUUACGUAGAUGAACAAUUGAAAAUUAUAUUCCCGUAUAAAACAAGGGAGGAUUAUGCUACUCAGACUUGCAAUUUAGUAAUUGAUGAAACGGUGAAGACAGUGCCAAAGUAUGUUCCUGAGUUAGACGUUAGGUUCCAAUUUGAGGCCACUACAGUUUCUUCAAGGCCAGAUGACAAUGUGAAUAUCGUUUAAAAUAUUGCUGGCGAAUAGAUAUAUCGCUUUAAAAUACACAACAUAUGUUAAAAUAAUGAACUAAUUGUGGUUGAUUUUAAGGAAGAGAGUGAAAAAGUGUGACGAGAAGACCAAACCGCUGAUUGAUUUAACCAAAAACCAAUUUUUGCUAUUAUGUUACAUAAUAAUAAUAAAUUUGUAUUACAAUGUCAGUAAAAUUUUACUACUGAAAUAUGUAAA
This is a messenger RNA of Amyelois transitella, 840 nucleotides long. RefSeq lists its product as uncharacterized. Bases 31 to 621 code for a protein of 196 amino acids. The record is from RefSeq and is a predicted model, not a curated record. The transcript has a single exon. Lineage: Eukaryota; Metazoa; Arthropoda; Insecta; Lepidoptera; Pyralidae.